Messenger RNA from Momordica charantia (bitter melon), 1294 nucleotides. The record is from RefSeq and is a predicted model, not a curated record. NCBI's taxonomy places the organism in Eukaryota, Viridiplantae, Streptophyta, Magnoliopsida, Cucurbitales, Cucurbitaceae.
ACGGAUUUGAUAAAAGAGCUACUUUCAAAGUACAGCGCGGUUUCGGGCAAGUCGUGGCUCCAACAAGAGGGUUCAAAGCACUUCAUUGGGCGAGGUCUGUUAAUGGCCAACGGCCAAAACUGGCACCACCAGCGCCACAUCGUCGCGCCGGCCUUCAUCGGGGACAAGCUCAAGAGUUACGCGGGCUACAUGGUGGAGUGCACAAAGGAAAUGCUUCAAUCAAUAGAAAACGAGGUAAAAUCAGGGCGAUCCGAGUUCGAAAUCGGCGAGUAUAUGACUACACUCACCGCCGAUAUAAUCGCCAGAACCGAGUUCGAAAGCAGCUACGAGAAGGGAAAGCAAAUCUUCCAUUUGCUAACCCUUUUGCAACAUCUCUGCGCUCAGGCCAGCCGCCACCUCUGCCUUCCCGGUAGCCGAUUUUUUCCGAGUAAAUACAACAGAGAGAUAAAGGGAUUGAAGGGGAAAGUGGAGGAGCUGUUAAUGGAGAUUAUAGAGAGCAGAAGGGAGUGUGUGGAGGUGGGGAGGAGCAGUUCUUAUGGGAAUGAUUUAUUGGGAAUGUUACUGAAUGAAAUGCAGAUGAAGAAGAAAUUAGGUGGCAAUGGGCAGCUUAGUAAUUUGAAUUUGCAGAUCAUAAUGGAUGAAUGCAAGACCUUCUUCUUCGCUGGCCAUGAAACCACUGCUCUCUUGCUGACGUGGACUGUAAUGUUGUUGGCCACUAACCCAUCUUGGCAAGACAAGGUCCGAGCUGAAGUCAUGUCCGUCUGCAAUGGCACAACUCCCGCUCUUCACCAUCUCUCCAAACUUUCUUUGUUAAGUAUGGUGAUAAAUGAAUCGUUGAGAUUGUACCCGCCAGCAAGCAUUCUUCCGAGAAUGGCGUUCGAAGAUAUAAAACUAGGCGAUCUCGAGAUUCCGAAAGGGCUGUCGAUAUGGAUUCCAGUGCUGGCAAUUCACCACAGUGAUGAGCUAUGGGGAAAAGAUGCAAAUGAGUUCAAUCCUGAGAGAUUUGCGAAUUCAAAAGCCUUUACUUCUGGUAGAUUCAUUCCCUUUGCUGCUGGGCCUCGCAAUUGCGUUGGGCAAUCUUUUGCUCUCAUGGAAACCAAGAUCAUAUUGGCCAUGCUCAUCUCCAAAUUCAGCUUCACAAUCUCUCAAAAUUACCGUCAUGCCCCCGUCGUCGUGCUCACUAUAAAGCCCAAAUACGGCGUCCAAGUUUGCUUGAAGCCUUUAAAUUAAUCAAUUUUCUCGAGGGAGAGUUCCUUUUUUUCUUCUUUUUGAGAUGAGGGAUCUGGUCAUUUUC